Molecule: messenger RNA, 1809 nt
Organism: Komagataella phaffii GS115
Lineage: Eukaryota; Fungi; Ascomycota; Pichiomycetes; Pichiales; Pichiaceae
Product: Phenylpyruvate decarboxylase, catalyzes decarboxylation of phenylpyruvate to phenylacetaldehyde
Exons: 1
Coding region: 1-1809 (602 amino acids)
Molecular function (GO): carboxy-lyase activity; magnesium ion binding; thiamine pyrophosphate binding
Source: RefSeq, a predicted model, not a curated record
AUGGCCCCAGUUAAACAAGACUUUAACAUAGACGUUCAAACAAUCGAGAACACUGACAUCUCUUUGUCUGAAUACAUAUAUCUUAGGAUAGCCCAAUUGGGUGUCAAGUCGAUCUUUGGUGUCCCAGGUGACUUCAACCUGAAUCUUGUGGAUGAACUAGACAAAGUUCCCCAAUUGAAAUGGAUAGGAUGUUGUAAUGAGCUAAAUGCCACUUAUGCUGCUGACGGCUAUGCAAAAGCAUCAGGAACGAUAGGCGUUGUGGUCACUACUUAUGGUGUGGGUGAGCUAAGCGCCAUCAACGGUAUAGCAGGAGCAUUCGCCGAAUAUGCUCCUGUUCUUCACAUUGUAGGCACCUCCGCUAUGGCAACAAAACGACUUGAACAUGUGCACAACAUUCAUCAUCUUGCAGGGUCUAAGAAUUUCUUGGAUAGACCAGACCAUUAUAUAUACGAAAAAAUGGUUGAUGACAUCUGCAUUGUCAAAGAGUCUUUAAGCGAGAUCGAAAAUGCCUGUGGCCAGAUAGAUAAUGCCAUCGUACAGACUUAUCUGCUUUCCAGACCAGGAUACCUAUUUUUACCUAGAAAUAUGGCCACUAUGAAAGUUCCAAGAGAAAGGCUAUUCAACCAACCAUUAGCCUUGGAAAGAGUUGAUCUUCACCCCGGUGAAACGCUACAAGUUGUUGAGAAGAUCUUGGAAAAGUUCUAUCAUGCAAAAGAACCGGCCUUGAUUGUGGAUUAUUUAACCAGACCCUUUAGAAUGAUGGAAAACUGCUCCAAGUUGAUCGGUGCUUUGGAGAAUAAAGUCAACAUUUUCAGCAGACCAAUGUCCAAAGGCUUUGUCGAUGAGAGCCACCCAAGAUAUAUUGGCUGUUAUAUUGGAAAACAAUCCAAGCACCCAAGUACUAGUGAUAUUCUAGAAAAAAAGAGCGAUUUCAUUCUGAGUGUGGGAACGUUUGAUGUUGAAACGAAUAACGGAGGCUUCACAUCCAAGCUUCCCCAAGAACAUUUGGUGGAAUUGAACCCUCAUUUUACUCGUGUUGGAACUCAAUGCUUUUCAAAUGUUAACAUGUGCCAUGUCCUCCCACUCCUGGCAAGUAAGCUGAGAGGUGAUUUGAUCAGCAUGGCCACAGUUCAUCCAAAUGAUUUCAGCCUCAGAAAGAAAGAAAAGGCACAGGAUAAAAUGAAGGCUCUCAACCAGAGCCAUCUUGUAAAAUCUACAGAGCUACUCCUAAAUGCAAACGACACUUUGAUAGUUGAAACUUGCUCAUUUAUGUUUGCAGUUCCAGAUAUCGCGUUCCCUAACAAUACACAAUUUAUCAGUCAGUCAUUCUACAACUCCAUAGGAUACGCACUUCCCGCCACCUUGGGUGUCAGCAUUGCAAAGCGUGAUUUCAGAAAACCAGGAAAAGUCGUACUUAUUCAAGGGGAUGGCUCUGCUCAAAUGACCAUUCAAGAACUGGCUACCAUGGUCAGACAAAAGGUCAAACCCACCAUUUUACUCCUCAACAACGAAGGAUACACAGUUGAACGAAUGAUUCUAGGUCCAACCAAAGAAUAUAACGAUAUAGCUCCUAAUUGGGAUUGGACUGGAAUGCUGAGAGCAUUCGGCGAUAUACGUGGCCAUUCCAAGAGCAUCUCAAUUGACACAUGUGGUAGAUUAGAUAAGCUCGUUCAAACUCGAGAGUUUCAAGAACCUACACACCUAAAUUUUGUGGAACUUAUCUUGGGCAGAAUGGACGCCCCGGAAAGGUUUGCCAAUAUGGUAAAAGAAAUUGCUAACUUAGAGCACGCAAGUAAAAGUAUUCAUUAG